UAAGCAGAAGUAGUUGGCCGAGUGUCACCGCACAGAGACGGGAGGUGAUGCAACUUCUAUGUGCGCGAUACUGGCGGAUUUAAAAGAAAACUCAAGAGUUGACGGCCGCGAGCUCCCCUUCACGCAUAGAAAAGUUUCUGGAUUAGGGCAGAAUUGACACAAAGCGGCAACGCCACUCCAGCGCCACUCGCAAGCGACGCAGAAGAGGCAACGAGGGGGGACCGGGACACUCGAGCCGAACGCCACCUCAGAGAACUGUAGCGAUAGCCAGCGGCGGACGAGUCCAUCCCGGAGGUUAGAGAGAGAGAGAGGCGGGGUAUCUUUGCCGACGAGGUCCCUGAAGGAUGGAAGAGAAGCAGUUCGCCGGGAUCCUGAACGGAGCCGUUCCGGGAGAGCCGGUGAAGAAGGAUGAGAACUCCCGGAGAGGGAACUGGGGCAACCAGAUCGAGUUUGUCCUCACCAGCGUGGGCUACGCCGUGGGCCUGGGCAACGUCUGGAGGUUCCCUUACCUCUGCUACAGGAACGGAGGAGGUGCCUUCAUGUUGCCGUACUUCAUCAUGCUGGUGUUCUGCGGCAUUCCUCUCUUCUUCCUCGAGCUGUCCUUCGGCCAGUUUGCCAGCCUGGGCUGUCUCGGAGUGUGGAAGAUCAGCCCCAUGUUUAAAGGCGUGGGCUACGGCAUGAUGGUGGUGUCCACCUACAUCGGGAUCUACUACAACGUGGUCAUCUGCAUUGCCUUCUACUACUUCUUCAUGUCCAUGACUAACGUGCUGCCGUGGACCUACUGCAACAACCCCUGGAACACGCCGGACUGCAGCGGGGUGCUGGGCGGCGGCAGCAACCGCUUCAACGUUAGCCUGGCUAACACCACCACCAGCCUGGUGGCCGGGGUGUCCGAGGUGGUCAACCGCACCAAGAGGACCAGCCCCAGCGAGGAGUACUGGAAACACUACGUGUUGAACAUCUCCGAUGACAUUGGGAACUUUGGAGAGGUCCGUCUCCCCAUCCUGGGCUGCCUGGCCGUGUCCUGGUUUGUCGUCUUCCUCUGUCUCAUCAGGGGCGUCAAAUCCUCUGGAAAGGUGGUGUACUUCACAGCCACGUUCCCCUAUGUCGUUCUGACCAUCCUGUUCAUCCGCGGCAUCACCCUGGAAGGAGCCGUCAACGGCAUCAAGUACUACCUGACUCCCCAGUGGCAUAAGGUCCUCGAUGCAAAGGUGUGGGGAGAUGCGGCGUCACAGAUCUUCUACUCCCUGGGCUGUGCAUGGGGGGGGCUCAUUACCAUGGCCUCCUACAACAAGUUCCACAACAACUGCUUCAGAGACAGCAUCAUAAUCAGCAUAACCAACUGUGCAACCAGCGUGUAUGCCGGCUUUGUCAUAUUCUCCAUCCUGGGCUUCAUGGCACACAACCUGAACGUCCCCGUGUCGGAGGUGGCCGACCACGGGCCGGGCUUGGCCUUCGUUGCCUAUCCAGAAGCCCUCACUCUGCUGCCCAUCUCACCGCUCUGGUCACUGCUCUUCUUCUUCAUGCUCAUCCUCCUGGGACUGGGGACUCAGUUCUGUCUGCUGGAGACCCUGGUGACGGCCGUGGUCGAUGAGAUCGGAACCGACUGGAUCAUCCGGAACAAGACCGUUGUGACACUUUCGGUGGCCAUAAUUGGAUUCUUACUGGGAGUGCCGCUAACAACACGGGCGGGAAUCUAUUGGCUACUGCUGAUGGACAACUACGCUGCUAGUUUCUCUCUGGUCGUCAUCUCCUGCAUCAUGUGUAUCUGCGUCAUGUAUGUUUAUGGCCACAAAAAAUACUUCAAAGACGUGGAGAUGAUGCUGGGCUUCCCUCCUCCUCUCUUCUUCAAAGUCUGCUGGAGAUUCAUCUCGCCCGUCAUCAUCUCUUUCAUCCUGAUCUUCACCGUGAUCCAGUACAAGCCCAUCACCUACAAUAACUAUGUGUACCCCGGCUGGUCUCUGGCUAUCGGCUUCUGCAUGGCCAUGUCCUCGGUGAUCUGCAUACCCGUCUAUGCCCUCUACAAGAUCUCAAGGUCCCCAGGGGCCACCUUCAGAGAGCGGUUGAAGUUCGCUUGCCAGCCACAUCCAUCGUGGGGCCCCGCCCUGCAGGAGCACCGGAUAGGCCGCUACGCCUCCUUGGCCUCCGAAGACACGGUGGAGUCUCGUCCCCUCAGGGAGAAACAGGAGCUGAAGGAGGAGCAGAAGGGAGAGCUGAAGGAGGAGCCGAAGGAGGAGGAGGAGGAGGAGGACAAGGAGAGGAGGGAUGAGAUCAGCCUCACCAUCCAGGGAAGCAACGGCUCCACCAACACAAAAAAAACCCCCAUUCCCGGGGAAUGGGGGGAUGAGGGCCGUGGAGGAGGAUCCGGGCUAGAGGACGUAGCCAGAGACGGUAUGGUGGGCAUGUCGUAG
This is a messenger RNA of Gasterosteus aculeatus aculeatus (three-spined stickleback), 2411 nucleotides long. RefSeq names its product solute carrier family 6 member 9 (gene slc6a9). Gene Ontology annotation, biological process: nitrogen compound transport; neurotransmitter transport; amino acid import across plasma membrane. NCBI's taxonomy places the organism in Eukaryota, Metazoa, Chordata, Actinopteri, Perciformes, Gasterosteidae. Gene Ontology annotation, molecular function: amino acid:sodium symporter activity. The record is from RefSeq and is a predicted model, not a curated record. Gene Ontology annotation, cellular component: plasma membrane.